AUGGUCAAGAGAAAGCACGAUAGCACCGGGGCCGACUCGAACAAACCCGUCAAGAAGACGGCCAAGUCGCAAUCCGAAGUCCACGCAAACUUUGGCGACAAGCUCUUCGACAACCAUGUCGUCACAAAAUACCGUCAAGACUAUGCGAAAAGCGGACCCUAUCUACAUACCGUCGUCUCUGGCUUGAUCAACGACUCCCUCCUCCGUUCCGUCCGCCGCGAGAUCAUCGACAAUGUCCACUUCACGCCAAAGGAAACAGACAUCUACAAGAUCCACCAGUCUGGUGACCUCGCCAACCUCUCCGGUCUCGAUCCUUCUGCCCUCAAGCUGCUGCCCUCGCUGCUCACCCUACGCGACUCGCUUUACUCUCCCGAAUUCCGCGCAUGGGUCUCGGAGGUCUCUGGCGCUGGCCCACUGUCGGGAACCAAGACGGACAUGGCUGUUAACGUGUACGCUCCUGGAUGUCACUUGCUGUGUCAUGACGAUGUCAUUGGUACCAGACGUGUCAGCUACAUCCUCUACUUGACCGACCCGGAUACCCCGUGGCAGGCCAACUGGGGUGGCGCAUUGCGUCUGUACCCCACCGAGGAAAAGACAGACAGCGAUGGCAAGAAGGUCAGAGUUCCGCACUACGAUUUCACAAAGGUCAUCCCGCCCGCCUGGAACCAGCUGUCUUUCUUCACCGUCCAGCCUGGCCAGAGUUUCCACGAUGUUGAAGAAGUCUUCAAGCACAAGGAGGGCGAGGCCAAGGAUGAUGGUGGUCGUAUUCGUAUGGCUAUCUCUGGUUGGUUCCACAUUCCGCAAGAAGGAGAGGAUGGCUUUGAGCCAGGGCUUGAGGAGAAGCUGGCUGAGCGCAGUUCUCUGCAACAGCUGCAGAGCAAGAAUGACGAGUUCGAUUUGCCCCAGGAACAAUGGAUUGAUCACGAAGAGUCUGCAGACAAGGCUGAUGAUGCCGAGGAAGAUGAGGUCGAGUUCGACGAGAAGGAUAUGGACUUCCUGAUCCAGUACAUGACACCUCAAUACCUCACGCCUGACACUGUCGAGGAGCUGUCCGAACUUUUCGCCGAAGAGUCAAGUCUGCAACUCGCCAACUUCCUCUCCAAGAAGUUCAGCGCUCGUCUGCGCAAAGACAUCGAAGCUCAUGAUGGCAAAAAUGAGCCUGCGACUGAUGGCUGGGCCACAGCGACCCCUCCACACAAACAUCGCUACCGUUUCAAGCACGCCGACCCUUCUGCCACCAACAACGCCUCCGCAUAUGACGAGCUCCUCAACAAGUUCUUGCCUUCUCUUGCUUUCCGCAAAUGGCUGAGUCUGGCCACUGGUCUUACACUGGCGAAGAGCAGUAUUCUCGCCCGCCGCUUCCGUAAGAGCUUGGACUACACAUUGGCGACUGGCUACAACAAGUCCGAUGCACAACUCGAGUACUGCUUGAACGUCACACCAUCAAAGGGCUGGGGCGCCGACGAGGAAGAAGAGGAGGAAGAGGAAAACUCCACCAAAGCUGAGAAGAACGGCUCAAAACAAAAGGGCAAAGCCAAAGCUGCCACAACAAAAGAAGACGAAGACGACAAUGUAGGCGGCUACGAACUCUACAUGGCCGGCGACGAUGACGACGAAGACGAAGACGAUGAAGACGACGACGCACAUUCUGAUCAUGGCGUCAACAUCCCUCCCAACGCUGCUUCAGCAACAGGAGCUGGCAACCGUCGCAUCGCUAAGCACAAGAAAAAGGCUGCGGAUCCCGCUAUCUAUCAAGCUGGCAAUGAAGAGGACGAUGGCAUUCUGUUCUCCAACCCGGCGAACUGGAAUACGUUGUCUGUGGUUCUGAGAGACCGCGGUGUGUUGAGAUUUGUCAAGUAUGUCAGUGAGAGUGCCAAGGGCGAUAGAUGGGAUGUCAUUGGUGCCGUAGAGGUUAUUGAUGAUGAUGAUGAUGACGAGGACGAAGAUGCCGAGGAAUAG
Molecule: messenger RNA, 1959 nt
Organism: Aureobasidium namibiae CBS 147.97
Lineage: Eukaryota; Fungi; Ascomycota; Dothideomycetes; Dothideales; Saccotheciaceae
Product: putative component of NuA3 histone acetyltransferase complex
Exons: 2
Coding region: 1-1959 (652 amino acids)
Biological process (GO): regulation of translational termination; peptidyl-proline hydroxylation
Cellular component (GO): cytoplasm
Molecular function (GO): peptidyl-proline dioxygenase activity; iron ion binding; L-ascorbic acid binding
Source: RefSeq, a predicted model, not a curated record